ACAUGGAAAGCCAGAGUAGAAAAGCGACCGCGACGCUACUGAAGGAAGAAAUGCGUUGCCAAGGUUUGUUCCUGCGAUAAUUUCUCCAGCUCUGACUGACAGCACGUUCACUGGGCCAGUGCCUAGCGACCAGAACCACUGAUACUAGUAGAACCACUGAUACUACUACUAGUAGUUGUCAACAACGUGGAACAGACAAGGAGAUACUCGUUUCAUCCGAGAAGGCGUCCGCACCUCAUCAUCAACUUCGAUCCUCUGACAAGAGAUACUCGUUUGAAGCUAGCCCUUCCAACAGCACACCUACUCAGCAAAAUGGGCCAUCUCCGUUACAAGCCGGCUCUCCUACUCGCUACAAUAUUCCUCCUCGCCUACCCUCCCCCUCUCCUCUCCCAAACACCCGCCGACGCCCUAGACUGCUCAACAGAGCAGCUCUACCCUCCAGGAGUCUACGUCUUCUGCUCUCCCGCCGACUCCUCAAUCCGCUUCGCCUGCCUCUUCGGCGGAGGACGAAACGCAUUCACUCAAUGGACCAACAGCCCGCAGUGCUACAAGAUACAGAAAGGCGCCCUCUGGUGCCGCAACUGCCAGAAGCAGUGCAAGCCACUGCCGCGGUGCUGCGACUCCGCUGCUAUACUGGAUGUGACUCUAGCGAUGAAUCGGACCAACGCUCGGCCGUUGUUCAUGUUCAACCGGAUUUUGGGGCUGCAGUGUCCCGGUAAUGGGGCGUGUGAGACAGAAGGCAGGUACCCUCAGUGCAACGACCAGGGGAUGCCGACUAAUAAAUUUGCUCCCGCCAUGCCCUGCGCCUGGCGCCCUGGAAACUUCAAGAGGGUCAGGUGCUAAAUCUGCAGUACAUGGUGUGCCACGCCCUCUGUGAUAAAGUUGGUAACCCACAAAUACGUUCGCUCACUUUUUGAUAGACUCAAAGCAGUAAGCUCGCUUGUGAGCCCCGCCGUUUGCUGUGUCUGGCGCCGUGGGUUGGGUGCCUUGCUAGCUAUGCUUCUUGUUAGUAAUGUGGUAUUCUCCUUCGGAUUUCUGUGGGAGGCAUGUGUGCCAUAUAGCCCGUGCAUACUGCUCUGGUCUAGCCGGAGUACA
This is a messenger RNA of Closterium sp. NIES-67, 1095 nucleotides long. The record is from the annotation of a GenBank genome assembly. Lineage: Eukaryota; Viridiplantae; Streptophyta; Zygnematophyceae; Desmidiales; Closteriaceae.